UGGAAGCUAGAACUAAAAUCUAACAUGAUGUGGCCAAUAUUCAUCCUCAAAACAAAAGAAGAAGAAAAAAAUGAAUCAAAAUCAUAAAAAACUCCCUCCCUUUCUUCUCUCCAUUGUGAAAACACCUAUUUACAUAGGCUUAUUUAUAUAUCUCUACACUCACAAACAAUCUAAUCCAAGAAAAAGACAAGAAACCCCUCAUAAAGUGUAGCUAAAUUACAUCAAAUGGCCACUUCUCCUUCACUUUCUUUAAAUCAUCAUCGUUCUUCAAUUCCAACAACACAAAAUGGGGUUUCUUGGAAUUCAAGAAUUAGUGUUCCUAAACGGUGUUACUCAAGUGGAUUGACUUCAAGAAUCAAAGCUAGCUCUGUUGUUGCUGUUGAACAGGAAUUGAGAACUCCAGCUCAGGAUACUAAAGAAGCUGAAUUGUUUGCUUGCCCAAUUUGUUAUGAACCACUUAUGAGAAAAGGCCCUUCAGGAUUUAACGUACCAACAAUCUACAGAUCGGGCUUCAAAUGUGAUAAAUGUAAUAAGUCAUAUUCAAGCAAAAAUAUCUACCUUGAUCUCACUGUGACUUCCGGAACAAAAGAAUAUAGAGAAUCUAAGCCAACUCGGACUGAGCUAUUCAGGAGUCCAGUUGUUUCAUUCCUGUAUGAGAGAGGCUGGCGUCAAAGUUUUAACCAAGGUGGUUUUCCUGGUCCUGAUGAAGAGUUUAAUAUGGCUCAAGAGUACUUUAAAGUGGCUGAAGGUGGAGUUCUUGUAGAUGUUAGCUGUGGCAGCGGAUUGUUUUCCAGGAAAUUUGCCAAAUCUAGGGCCUAUUCAAGAGUCAUUGCACUUGACUUUUCUGAAAACAUGCUUCGCCAGUGUUAUGAUUUCGUCAAGACUGAUGAAAGUAUCUUAAGCUCCAAUCUAGCUCUUGUAAGGGCAGAUGUUUCCAGAUUACCCUUCUUUUCAGGAUCAGUCGAUGCUGUACACGCAGGUGCUGCCUUGCAUUGCUGGCCAUCUCCAUCCAAUGCAAUUGCUGAAAUUAACCGGAUUUUGCGUAGUGGGGGUGUGUUUGUUGGUACUACAUUUCUUCGAGUUAAUCCUACAGCUCCUACGAUAUUGAAGGCUUUGCUGCAGGGUGCUGGACAAUCCAGUCUAACUUACAACUUUUUUACUGAAGAGGAGAUUGAAGACUUGGUGACAACCUGCGGUCUUGUCAACUAUACCAGUAAAGUUCAGGGCUCUUUUAUCAUGUUUUCCGCACAAAAAUGCUGAUCUUUGGCUGGUUUAAAGCACAUUAUUUUCCCUGUUUUGGUAUAUAAUUGUACUCAUUUCGAUGUGCAAUGUAUCUCAACCUGUAGAUAAUAGUAAAGUUGAUUCCGGCAGUUAAAGAUCAUUCUUUAUUGUGAAUAAUACUGCUGUUUAAGACAAUGUAACUGGACACUAUCAGCGCACAUGUAAUAUGCAUUUAUGGUACUUGCCAUCACAGGUUUAUUGGAAUCUACUUCUAUAUUUUUAA
Molecule: messenger RNA, 1504 nt
Organism: Lycium barbarum (goji berry)
Lineage: Eukaryota; Viridiplantae; Streptophyta; Magnoliopsida; Solanales; Solanaceae
Exons: 8
Coding region: 226-1260 (344 amino acids)
Molecular function (GO): S-adenosylmethionine-dependent methyltransferase activity
Source: RefSeq, a predicted model, not a curated record